Messenger RNA from Uloborus diversus, 2460 nucleotides. Its product is annotated as kinesin-like protein KIF3B. The coding region runs from base 223 to 2460 and encodes 745 amino acids. Gene Ontology annotation, molecular function: microtubule motor activity; ATP binding; microtubule binding. Gene Ontology annotation, biological process: microtubule-based movement. Lineage: Eukaryota; Metazoa; Arthropoda; Arachnida; Araneae; Uloboridae. The transcript is spliced from 24 exons. The record is from RefSeq and is a predicted model, not a curated record.
GCUGAUCUAGUCAUCUAUUCUGUUGUUAUUGUUUAAUGAUAUGCAUUUUUUCGUUUGGGUUUUUUCCUUUGCUGUUGGUUAAAACUGGUUUAUAGUGGAAUAGUUUAAAGCCCUCUGGUGUCUCCAAGAGAGCUUGGAAGGUUCAUCAUCCAAUCCAGUAUUGGAUGGUGAAAACUUAUAGAAAGUCUUAUUUGUGGUGAUUAUAGCAUAAUAACCAUUACAAUGGAUUCUGUAACUGAGAUUGGAAAAAGCGUGUUAGAAACGGUGAAAGUGGUUGUUCGUGUUCGACCUAUGAGUGAUAGAGAAAUUGCUGCUGGUCAUCAUCCGGUUGUGAAAAUUUCUCCAGAACGUGGCGCCAUCGAAUUAGUUAGUUCCAAGCACAGUCCAAAAUGUUUCACUUUUGAUGCGGUUUAUGACUGUGGUUCUCAAGCUGAGAUCUAUGAUGAAGUGUUUCGCCCUCUGGUCGAUUCAGUUAUCUGUGGCUUUAAUGCCACUAUUUUUGCGUAUGGACAAACAGGUGCUGGUAAAACCUAUACAAUGGAAGGGAUUAUAGGUGAUCCAGAACAUCAAGGUCUUAUGCCACAUUCCUUCAAGCAUAUUUUCAAUCAUAUUGCCCGCUCAGAAGACACUCAAUUUCUGGUUUCCGCUUCAUAUCUUGAAAUAUAUCAAGAAGAAGUAAGAGACUUGCUUUCCUCUGAACCUAGAAAAAAAUUGGAAGUUCGCGAAAGAAAUGAUACUGGUGUCUAUGUCAAAGAUUUAAAAGUCGUAAUUUGUAAAACUGUUAACGAUUUAGAAAAGGUUAUGAUAGAUGGAAAAAGAAAUCGAAGUAUUGGGAUGACUAAUAUGAAUGCUCACAGCUCAAGAUCACAUGCCAUAUUUUUUGUGUCUAUUGAAUCUUGUGAAUCUGAUGCUGAAGGUAACCAGCAUGUAAAAAUAGGAAAGUUACAUCUUGUUGAUCUCGCUGGAAGUGAAAAGCAGGCAAAGACUGGAACAGUGGGGAAAGCUCAACGUGAAUCGAUUAAAAUUAACCUCUCUCUAUCAGCAUUAGGAAAUGUGAUAUCGGCUUUAGUUGAUGGUAAAAGUACUCAUGUGCCUUACAGAGAUUCCAAGUUAACACGCUUACUGCAGGAUUCUCUAGGAGGGAAUGCAAAAACAAUAAUGAUUGCUAAUAUAGGUCCUGCAUCAUACAAUUUUGAUGAAACUCUUACUACUCUGAGAUAUGCAAAUCGAGCCAAGAAUAUCAAAAACAAACCUGUUGUCAAUGUUGAUCCGAAAGAUGCAGUUUUACUUCAAUAUCAACAAGAAAUAAAACGGCUAAAAUCCCAGUUGGCUCUAAAAGAAGCUAAGAGAAAGAAGAAAAAAGAAACUGCCAAAAUUAUAGAAGAAGAAGUCAUUGAUGUUUUAGAGCCAUCAAGUGCAGAAGUAGUCAAAAAAAUGGAAAAUUUGCUUCAAGAAGAACGAGUAGCAUAUUUGAAUGAACAAAACCUUGUGUCAGAAGCAAAAGAAAAAAUUCUGAGAGACAUAAAAGCAAAGGAUGAAGAGCUGCGCCUUGAAAACGAAGCUAAGGAGAAAAUUAAAAGUCAACUGCAGGAACUUGAAGCUAAAUUAUUGUGUGGUGGAAAAAAUAUCCGGGAUCACACGAAUGAACAGCAACAAAUUUUAGAGAAGCAACGUCAAGAAUUAGCUGAACAAAAGUGCAGGGAACGAGAAAUAUUGAAAAAGCUUCAUGAGGAAGAAGAAAGCACUAUUGAGAAGAAAGGAACAUAUGACUCCCUGCAGCAAGAAGUGGAAGUCAAAACAAAAAAAUUGAAAAAAUUAUUUCAACGCUUGCAAGCUCUGAAGGAAGAUAUCAAUGAUGAGCAGGAAAUCAACUCAUUUGAAAGACAGGAAAAAGAAGGGACCAUUGAAACAUUAACGAGAGAUUUAAAACUAUCGAAUCUAGUCAUUGACAAUUUUAUAAAUCCAGAAGAUAAAGCUAAAUUUUUGGAAAAUGUUAAGUAUGAUGAAGAUGAAGAUUGCUGGAUAAUUUACCCAUCACAAAAUCUGAGUUACUCUCAUUUCAAUCCAGCUGAACGACCAACUUCAGCUAACCAAUUCAGAAGACCAACAACAAGUUUUGCUGCAAAGAUGAAUAAAUUGUCACCUAAUCCCAGAUUUAAGUCUGAAAAUAUAGCAGUUGCUGACUUUGCAAUGCCCAGAACGCGUACAAUUGAUCAUUAUGAACCAGAUAUAGAUCCUUAUGCUAGAGAAGCUGUUAGUAACCUACUCUCUACUGCAGUGUUUCAUGUUCAAACUGUGGAUACUAGCUCUGAUCCAAAUUCAGACUGUCCCUUUAGUCCAGACAGUCUCCAGGGGAAAAAUUGGAGAAGGACUCGAACAUCAACUCCACAUUCAAGGCAAGUCAAAGCAAAGACAGAUGUCGAAAAGUAUCCUGUUCCUCGUGGAUUGGUUCCAAAAUAA